This is a messenger RNA of Aspergillus niger, 1749 nucleotides long. RefSeq lists its product as uncharacterized. Gene Ontology annotation, biological process: biosynthetic process. Gene Ontology annotation, molecular function: intramolecular lyase activity. The transcript is spliced from 7 exons. The record is from RefSeq and is a predicted model, not a curated record. The coding region runs from base 1 to 1749 and encodes 582 amino acids. NCBI's taxonomy places the organism in Eukaryota, Fungi, Ascomycota, Eurotiomycetes, Eurotiales, Aspergillaceae.
AUGAAUCAAAAUGGGACUCGACUAUGUUAUUCUGUAAGAGAGGUACCUCCUACAAGCUUUGUUUCUGCACCUGCUAACUAUAAGCGCGCAAGCAGUCAUUGCACUUAUACCAUCCCUGCAGCGUCGGCACUGACAGUGCUGUACUAUCCAUUCUUCACUGCACAAGAUCGAUGCAAGAUAUGCAUCCUAAUUACGAUUGCCAUACUCGCGACGCUCCCGUGGGAUUCCUACCUCAUACGGUCCGCUAUCUGGACUUAUCCGCCAGACGCAGUAGUCGGCCUCAAGAUACUUGAUAUUCCGAUUGAAGAGGUUUUCUUUUUCGCCAUACAGACAUACAUCACGAGCUUGACAUACUGUAUCUUCACUAAGCCGCUUGUGCGACCCAUGUACCUUCGGUCACAUCUGGAGAGACGUGGAACAAGAUAUGUGGUAGCAACUGUCAUUUUGGCAUUGAUGGGUGGUGGGACAGCGUGCCUGCUGUUGGGACGGCGUAUGACUUACCUAGGCCUGAUUCUUGUGUGGGCGUGUCCUAUCCUGCUAUUCCAGUGGAUGAUGUCUUACCCUUUUCUAUCCGAACUUCCCUGGAAACCAACAAUCACCUCAAUCUGCCUCCCCACGCUACACCUCUGGUUUGCAGAUUCACGUGCUAUGGGUACCGGGACUUGGAGGAUCGAGGAGGGCACAAAAUUGAACUUUCGUAUCGGAGGUCUAGAACUUGAAGAAGCGCUCUUCUUUCUGGUGAGCAAUAUGAUGGUCGUGUUAGGACUGGUUGGGUGUGACUACGCAUACGCUCUUCAAGAAUACGAAUCCCUAUCACAGCCAGCGUCAGACGUCUACAUUACAUUAAGAAAAGCACUGUCCUUAUUGGCCAGGCCGCUUCCAAUUGACGCAUCUCUCAUAUCUGCAUUGUCCCAGGCUGUAUAUCGUCUGCAAGAGAAGAGUCAGAGCAUGUUUCUCGGCAGCGCAUUAUUCCAGGGUCAGCUGCGCAUUGAUCUGAUAUUCCUGUACUCCUUCUGCCGCGUCAUGGAUGAUCUCAUUGACGAAGCCGAGGAUGAACAGGAGGCCAGAUUUUGGGUUACAGAGUGCAGGCAUCUCCUAGAUUCAACCCAUCGCAGUGAACCACAUUCCGACCACUUUUACACUGGUAAAAAGGGGGAGGAACAUGAAAGACUACGUCAAUCUAUCAGCUACCUUCCUCCCUCACAUCUAUCUAAUGACUCUUUUGAUGAUCUUUUAAAAGGGUUUGAGAUCGACCUCAAAUUUAAUCCCCAGAGAGAAGCUUUCCCGAUCCAGUCGGAGUAUUGUCUAGACCAAUACGCAGGAUUUGUAGCUGGCACUGUCGGUGUACUGGUCUUCGACCUUACCUUAUUCCAUUGCGGUCAUUACUUUAUCCAGGAUGUACCGCGAUUGAGGCGAGCGGCCAAGGAUAUGGGGAAAGCCAUGCAAUGUCAGCCGAGGGGCGAUGGAGGAGCUACCUCGGGGCGUAAGAGAGCCAUUGCGGGCAACCGUGGCGAGCUAUAUGGAUAUUGGACUACUGCUGAGGGAGCGGAAAGGCACAAGCCUGGCGCAAGCGUCGAAGAUGAAGGUGCCUUUGGUGCGACGGCUAAAAGUUGGUUGGCUGGCGAUGUUAUAACUGAACUCUGUCACUGCUUCAUUCAGGCCGAAUAUGUGAUUUAUCUCGUCAGGCAUCAGAACGCUAGUGCUGACACUCUUGUCCUAUUGUCAGCUCUCGUCUAUCGGCUGGAAUGA